UAUUCUUAUUAUUUGUAUUGUGACAUAUUGAUUUAUGAACAGAAAUCGACGCCCAGAACUGAGUCAUAGCAAAGAGCAGGUGGUUGAUGCUGAGUCACUUCCUGCAGUUAGAGCUUCCUCUUCCUCUCCCGCUGCCGUGUUACGCGCAGAUAACCGACUCUAAUCGGUGCUAGCGGCCCGCUGUGACCGGCGGACUGCAGCUGUUUGCGGCUGUGUGCGGCUGUGUGCAGAUGUGUGCGGCUGUGUGCAGAUGUGUCGGACUUUCAGCCGUUUCUCAGACUGAAGGGCCUCCUGCGGACUCAUGGCGGCAGCAGACACAAAGCCGGGAGGGUCGGAGGAGUUGACGCUACGCUCCGAGGAGUCCAGCCUUCGGUCCAAAGAGUUGACACUACGCUCCGGGGAGUCCAGCCUGCGGUCCGACGAGUCCAGUCUGCGGUCCUGGGAGUCGGAGCUGACCUCCGUCCAGCACUCCCUGAAGUUCGUGUCGCCGCUGAAGGAGGAGUUUGUCUGUCCGGUCUGCAGAGGAGUCGUGCUCAACCCGCAACAGAACUCCUGCGGACACAUCUACUGCUUCCUCUGCCUCCAAAAACUGCUGGAGAGUUCUUCAGCGUCCGGUCCAGUCUGUCCCGUGGAUGGAACCGUGAUCACACCAGCUGAGGUUUUCCAGGACAACUGCUGCAAACGAGAAAUCUCCAGUUUAGAAGUGUACUGCACCAACUUCCCAGAAUGCACCUCUGUCGUCACGUUACGCCACCUGAAGGACCACCGGAGCUGCUGUGAGUACGAGCGGCUGCAGUGCUGUAACCCCGGCUGCAGGGUGUUCCUGCAGCGGAGACAGCUGCAGGAACACCUGAGCAUUACCUGUCCUCACCGAGCCGAGCCCUGCCCGCACUGCCAGCAGCCGCAGAGACUCCGCCUCCUGCAGGAUCACGUGCAGAGCUUCUGUCCCGAGGUGGAGGUGGACUGUCCAAUCGGCUGCUCCCUGAAGGUUCCCAGACACAAGCUGGCAGAACACAGAGAGUCGUGUCCGGAGCUUCACGUCGACUGUUCUUAUAAGAAGUUCGGCUGCUCUGUGCAGGACAGGAGACGCCACGUGAAACUGCACGAAGACGCCGCUGUCGCUCAUCACAUGCUGCUGGUCCUGAGGAGCAACACACACCUGGAGCAACAGGUGGAGGUUCUCCAGGAGGAGGCGCUGCUCAGGCAGCAGGAGGUGCAGACAGACAGUUUACUGCUCGCUGCUCUGCAGAAGAAGAUCCGCCCGCUGCAGCAGCAGAACAGCAGCCAUGAUCACAUGGUCUCUGCAGCUCAGAGGACGCUGUGCAGGCAUCAGGACGUCCUGUCCACGGUCCAGCUGGACGUCCAGCAGGUUUCUCGGGGACUCGGUGGUCUGGAGGAGCUGGAGGAACUCAGGAAGUCUCUGGAUGCUGCGAUCCAAGAAGUGUCUGCAGCCGAGGCCCUCAGAGAACACCUGGGAACUUUGGGGGAGACUCUGAAGCAUCACUCGGGUCUCCUGGAUCACCACGACACCACGCUCGGUCACAACAAGCAGCGCCUGCAGGAGCUCGAGGCCACGUCGUACGACGGCAGACUGAUCUGGAAGAUCGAGGAUUUCGCGAACAGGAGGGAAGCUGAGGUCAAAGGUCAGCCGCCGUGCCUGAUGAGCGUGCCCUUCCAAACCGGACGCUGCGGCUACAAAAUGGCCUCCAAGGUGUAUCUGAACGGGGACGGCGAGGGAAGAGGGACUCACCUGUCCCUUUAUGUCGUCCUGAUGCCGGGAGACUUCGACGCUCUGCUGCCGUGGCCUUUCAGACAGACCGUGACUCUGUCUGUUCUGGAUCAAAGCGGUGCCGCUAACCACCGGAGUCUCAGCUUCAGACCCGACCCGGCGUCCAAAAGCUUCCAGCGACCCGCUGCCGAGUCCGUCAACAACGUCGCUGUUGGGUUUUCAUGCUUCAUUCCUCUCAACGAGCUCGCUGCGUACGUCAAAGACGACACGCUGUUUGUCAAAGUGAAGGUGGACGUGGCAGGUUUAGAGCAUCUGUAGGCUUCUGUCCUCUACGUCACUGGUUCUAAAAUGGGGGUACUUGUCCCCCUAGGGGUACUCUGGAGGACUGCAGGGGGUACGUGUCCCCCUACGGGUACUCUGGAGGACUGCAGGGGG
Messenger RNA from Sander lucioperca (pikeperch), 2164 nucleotides. RefSeq names its product Tnf receptor-associated factor 5 (gene traf5). The transcript is spliced from 11 exons. Gene Ontology annotation, molecular function: thioesterase binding; zinc ion binding. The coding region runs from base 302 to 2047 and encodes 581 amino acids. NCBI's taxonomy places the organism in Eukaryota, Metazoa, Chordata, Actinopteri, Perciformes, Percidae. Gene Ontology annotation, biological process: tumor necrosis factor-mediated signaling pathway; positive regulation of JNK cascade; regulation of apoptotic process. The record is from RefSeq and is a predicted model, not a curated record. Gene Ontology annotation, cellular component: plasma membrane signaling receptor complex.